AUGCCAUUUUCACUUUGUGCAUUGGUGAGUUACAGGGAAAAAAAAAGAAAAAAAAUUGUGCUCUGGGUGGGGGUCGAACCCGGGUGCUGCAAAACCAGCGCGCGCGCUAGGCACACGUGUUGACCACUCGGCCAUGCAGCUCUCUUUUUUCGGUGUUGAAAAUGUUGCAUAUAAAAUGCGACCAAAAUUUUCGGACCGUCUUUUUUUUUGAGAAGAAAAAUUUCGAGAAUUUUCUGAGAGAAAGGAAUUCGCAUUGUUUGAUCUAGAAAAUGAUUUGAUUGUGAAUUAAAGUGACGUCAGAAAAUUGGAAAAAAAUAUGUUUCUUGAUUUUUUCAGUUUUGCAAAAUUUAUUAUCUUUUCUCGACCUCCUAGAUAAAAAAAAUGAAAAAAGGUUCCAGAUAAAAUGUGGAACUGUUUUUUUUUUCAAUUUUUGAUUUUUGGUUGAAAAUUUUUUACAAAAACAUUAUUUUUUCAUUUUUCAAUAUUGAAAAAAAAAACGUUUUUUUUUUGAAAAAAAAAUAAUAAAAAAACAUUUUUUGACAAAAUUUCAUUUUUUCCACACAAAAAUGAAAAAAAUAUUGUUUUUUUCUGAAAUUUGUGUAAAUUUUAAAACUCUUUGUUUGAAAACCCCUCGAAAAUAUAACUGAAAAAUAAGGUUCCAGAUAAAAUCUGGGCAUUGUCCACUUCUUUCUCGUCCAUAUUAAAAAAAACCUCAAAAAACCCUGGGUCGUUCAAAAAUUACACAAAAACCGGUUAUUUUCAAUUUCUUCGUGAAUCCUCCUCGUUUUUUCCUCAGCCAGUCAUUUUCUAUUCUAUUCUCAUUUCGAAUUUUAUCGAUUCAUUUUCAUUUUUAUUCCGGAAAAUUCUCAAUUUCUCCCGUUUUAUAGACAUUUUUUGAUACAAAGUAAGUAAGUACAAAAAACCGGAUUCUUACCUAAAAAAUAAGAAAAAUGGGACGAAAACAACAAAAAAUCUAUCAUUUCUCCGUAAACUAAUUGAGAAUGGUCGAAUUUUCCGACGAUUUGUUGUAUUUUCACGAAUUUGAUGUGAUUGUGAGGAUUUUUUCACUACAAAACUUCAAUUUUUCAAAAUUUCAGCGAAAUUUGAGCAUGGGCCUGUUACGACCAUCGUUUCAAGAACCGAAUGCGAGAUUGAUGCCUGGACCAGUGGUGAGUUUGGGGGGAAAAAUUUUAAAAAAAAAGAAAAAAAUACAAAAAGCGCCGGGUGGGGGUCGAACCCGGGUUAUGCAAAACCAGCGCGACUCCUCGGCACACGUGCUAUCCACUCGGCCAUGCGGCUCGUUAGUUUCGCUGGGGAAAAUGUCGCAUAUAUUAUCGAAAAUCUCAUCGGUACUCCACGCGCUCCAAUAAACACGCAACCAGGCUUGUGCGGAAAAUAGGUUUUCGGAAAAUUUCGGAAAACCGUGUUUUUCCGAAUCCAUCCGGUCGGAAAAAGUUUUCCGAAGUUAUUUUCCGACUUUUUAUUUUCGGAAAAAAAGUUUUCCGACUGUUUUUUCCGACUCAAUUUUUCGGAAAAUCGGAAAAUUUCGGAAAAAAUUUCAAUAAAGAAAUAAUAGGCAUAUUUGUUGGUUGUUGAGUAAUGUUGAAGUAGUUUCAACAAAUUCGGCAGUUUUCACGAUAUUUUGUCACUUUAGUUAAAUAUUACUAACAAAUUCCUAUAUUUUUCACAAUUACCAAAAUUAUUUUUCGAUAAAAUUAACAAAAAUUCCUGAAAAUCACCUAUUUUUUCACUUUUUCGGAAAAUUAUUAGUCUCGGAAAAUUUUCGGAAAAUAAUUUUUUCCGAAAAUAUUCAUCGGAAAAAUUUUCCGACCAAAAGUUUUCCGAAUUUUUCGGCCGGAAAAUUUUCCGACUCGUAUUUUUUCCGAAAUUUCCUCAAAAAAGUCGGAAAAUCGGAAAACGCGUUUUCCGUUUCCGCACAAGCCUGCACGCAACGCAGACCGCGUCGCGCCACAACACACACAAAUAAGGGAACAACUCAAAUUUUUUCAUGAUUUUCCGCUUCAGAAAGUCAAUUUUCAUAAUUUUCAGCUUCAGAAAGUCAAUUUUCAUAAAUUUGAGCUCAAAAAUAUCAAUUUUCAUGAUUUUCAGCUUCAGAAAGUCAAUUUUCAUGAUUUUCAGCUUCAAAAAGCUCAAUUUUCUUAAAUUUGAGCUCGAAUGAGCUCCACCGAAAUAAACACGCAACGCAGACCGCGCCGCGCCACAACACACACAAAAAAGGGAGGGAAUUUGAAUCGUUCCCUUAUUUGUGUGUGUUGUGGCGCGGCGCGGCGCGGUCUGCGUUGCGUGUUGAGCGCGUGGUAGAGAUGAGAUUUUCGAUAAUAAAAUGGGUGAAAUUUUUUGGAAGAUCAAGAAUUUCCAGACAUCCGAAGAGGAAGAAGAAUCAUCAUCAGAAAGACGUCGAUACAAAGCCUACACAGUGAUGCAAAAAGCCGGUUUCCAACACACUGAAUACGCGCAAAUAAUGGUUCACCUAUGUCGCGCCGAACUUUUUAUAUCUCUAAUCUUCCUAGCUCACGGCACAACAUGCCCCGGUUAUCCCAACGAAGCUGAAUAUCAAUCCACGUGUCAUAUGAAUACAGUCUCAGCGAUUGUUGGUUUAAUAACAGGGGCUCUUGGCCUAGGAGCAGUUCAUAGAUAUCGAUGGCGAACAAUGCUGAUAUUAUGGCUGGUUUUUUGUAUAAUGAGUUCGGUUGGAAGUUUGUUGGCUGUGAUUACGACUGGCAUUUGGUUGGAUCAUUAUAGUAAAAUGAAAGUUAGAACUGGGUUGGGAAAUGGGUUGAGUGGAUUUAUGCUUCUUGGAAGUGUUGCGUUUGGAGUUUGUUUUAUUUUGACGGCGGUUAUGAUUUGUCAUUAUUGGAAUUCGCAUUCGACUGGAUAUCAACCGGUUGGCAAAAUUGCGGUGGGUUUUUGA
Molecule: messenger RNA, 2932 nt
Organism: Caenorhabditis angaria
Lineage: Eukaryota; Metazoa; Nematoda; Chromadorea; Rhabditida; Rhabditidae
Source: the annotation of a GenBank genome assembly